Necator americanus (New World hookworm) is the source of this 1746-nucleotide messenger RNA. RefSeq lists its product as uncharacterized. Gene Ontology annotation, biological process: response to oxidative stress. The record is from RefSeq and is a predicted model, not a curated record. The coding region runs from base 1 to 1746 and encodes 581 amino acids. Gene Ontology annotation, molecular function: peroxidase activity; heme binding. The transcript has 8 exons. Lineage: Eukaryota; Metazoa; Nematoda; Chromadorea; Rhabditida; Ancylostomatidae.
AUGAGGACACUCGGUGUGGAUAGGCAGCUUAGGCGAGACGUAAGGUUUCGCAGAAUAUGGAAUAGCGACGAAUGGAUUGGUUCUGUGCAAGCUCUCGCAGAAGAUCGAGAAGGUUGGGCAGAGCUGUGUUCAAGGACGGCACUCCUCGGCGAAGAUGCGGGUAAUCGCGCAACGAAGCUGAUGGCAGCAGACAAAGAUAAGCAUGCUUAUGUCCCACUUUUGCACGAUCUCAGGACCGAUAUACCUCAGUUCAAUUUAGAUUGGUUCACAUCUCGGUACUCUCCGCUUGACGAGUGCCUACAUACUAAUCUACCCUGCGAUCACACAACGAAGUACAGGACACACUCUGGUUGGUGCAACAACCUCAUCCGCCCUGAAAUGGGGAACGCAUUCCAACCUUUCCUCCACCUCCUUCCCCCUCAAUACGAUGAUGGUGUUGAUAUUCCGAGAAGUACUUCAUCAACGGGAAGAAAACUGCCCAAUCCUCGCGUGAUUUCUAAUGUGGUCCACGAUGACUACUUCAUGGAGCAUGGAAAGCACACCGCCAAAGCCCAUAACCUGAAACGUCAACUGCCUGAAAGGAGCAUGGAAUCUUUGGCAGCAACCAUUCGUUUCGCCACGCUGAACUGCCGAACACUAUCGAGUGAACUCCAAGCCGCUCUAUCCAGACUUCUGCGAUAUCUCUGUGUGCUUUUUGCUGCACUGCAGGAAACACGCAUGAGAGAUCGGCCCGUAAUCAGCAUCGAAAAUUACACCAUAUACUGCGGCGAUGCUGAUGAGAACAAAAUCGUAAGUGCUCACGCACCUACGGAAACUGCUGAGGACAACAGUAAGGACGCCUUCUAUGAUGAACUCAAUGCGUUGAUGUCUAAAAAACCAAACCAGCAGGUGGUCAUCGUCGGAAUCGACGCAAAUGCGAAGAUGGGACUCGAACAGCAAUCCGAUGUGCUAGGAAAAUGGUACUAUGCAGCGGAGCGCACGUCGGACAACCGUGACCGUCUGGUCGACUUGUGCGAACAGACGGGCCUCAUCAUCGCUUCCACGUUUAAGAGGAAUCAUCAACUCUAUCAGCUCACGUGGCAGGGGUCAACCCUUUUAACGCCUGAAGAGCAGCGCAAGCGGAAGAUGAGGACUCUUAAACUUCAGCUCGACUACGUUCUGGCGAGGAACAUUCCUCAGUCAGAUAUCCGAAAAUCUAGAGCUGUUUGGGACGUCGCAUUCGACUCUGACCACCGUCCAAUUCUUCUCAGAUUCAAGAUACGGUUCCACAAGAGGAACCGAGGAGUUCCUCUUCAACCGAAAGUCGACAUGGCAGGUCUGAAAGACGAUGAAUGCAGAAGAAAAUUCUGCCAACGUGUGUCUAUUCAUGUUGGAGACGCUGCAAGGGAAACGCUCCCGGUUCUAUUGCCGCGGAAGAAGUUUGCCUUUGCAUCUGAGGAAACAAAAUCCACGUACAAUUCUGUAUGUGUCGCGCGCAGCGCUGGUGAAUUCAACCAGGAGAAGCGUCUUAGAAGGAAGCUACGUCGUCAACUGCAACAAGGCCGCGGUAACGAGUGGACGUCAAGAGCGAUGGAGUUUGAGAAGGCGUGGGAGGACAGGAACCCGCGGAAGGCCUACGCUCUACUAAAACAGUAUAGCGGCAAAAUGAAAAGAUGUUCCCCUGUCCUCAACACUGCCAAUGUGGUAGCUGUCAGUGAAGCAACCCUUCCAAUUUGGAAGGAACCGGCUAGCACCGUCAGCGCCUGA